AUGGACACGCACCGCAGCCACCUACGAGUCUCCUGCGAUCCAAGCUUCUGGACGUCCCGAUCCCGAUCCAAGCUCCUGGACGUCGUGAUAGAGAAGGAUAACGAGGAUGGGGCCAGGAUCCAAGGCCCUCGGCUCGUGCCAGUGGGCGGCGUGUGCCUGCAAAGCACGUCCGGCCUUCUGAGGCACGAGCUGACCGCCUCCGGCGCGCGCGACUUCCCAAGCGAGUUCGAGCACGCGAUCUCGCACGCGACGCAGCCCGAGUGGGUCGACUGCGCGGGGUACCUCAUCUCGUCGCAUGCGACUGCCCCGCCUGUGUGCCCGCAGGUGACCGGAAAGCUCUCCAGCAUCCUGUCGCUGUACGCUCCGCUGGUGGUACCAGAGGGCCACUGCCGCCCCCAGGCGCUGGGCGAGGUCAUGUUCGAGCAGGCGGAGGUCAACGACGCGGACUUCUCGCACUACUGCACCUCCCUCCCUGAUGUCGACCGUGUCCAGGACGGCGCGGUCUGCGCGGCCACGUUGAACCCUGCCAGCAAGCUGGCGAGCGAGACUGCCAAGGCGGGCGGGGGCCUGCACCCCGACGUCACCACAGUGAUGCUCCGCCACAUCCCGUGCUGGUGCUCGGAGUGGCAGGUCAUGCGCGAGAUCGACGACGCCGGGUUCGUGGGCAUGUACGACUUCUUCUACCUCCCGCUGGGCACCCGAUCUAAGGCCAACCGCGGCUCUGCCUUCCUGAACUUCUGUUCCCCCGCCAUCGCGCAGGAGCUCUACGCCGUCUUCCACGGCGGCGAGCUCUGCCGCCACCCCGCGGAGCUCGCGGAGCGCGCGCUCGCCGUGCUUCCCGCCGACCUCCAGGGCUUCGACCGCAGCGCCGCCCACUACCUCUCCUCGCGCGCGCACAUGCGAGGCGCCGCUCCGGCGAAGAACCGGCCGCUCUUCUUCAAGGCCCUGCCGCCGCACCUGGCGGGCCUCGCGCAGGAGGGUCCCGGCGCUGCUGCGCCGCCGGCCCGCGGCGGCGUGCCGCGGCAGACGGUGCGCUGGCAGGCGGCGCAGGCCACGGCUGCCCCGCCGCGCGCGAGGUUCUGCGCGUAUUGCGGCAGCCCCAAAGAGGGAGACGGCAGCUUCUGCCCCAGGUGCGGCCAGCGCUGGCUGGCGUGA
Molecule: messenger RNA, 1155 nt
Organism: Prorocentrum cordatum
Lineage: Eukaryota; Dinophyceae; Prorocentrales; Prorocentraceae
Source: the annotation of a GenBank genome assembly